UUUUGUUUAACUGAAUGGUCUUAAUGUUUACAAUGUCAAAAUAACUUUUUUUCGCAUCUCGGGCGGUUCCUUAAAGCCACUUUCUGUAACAUCUUUCGUUCGCUCACAUGUCAACGUAACAGAAAAUGAGUGUGCUGCCUAGCAGGAAAGCGGUGCCAUUUCGGCUCCAUCGCGGGUGUCCCUCGGCUUUAGCCACAGAGCCAGUUGGAGCCAACAUGGCGUCAGCCAGGCGUAUUAGAUACAAUUGACGAGAGAGGAAGGGUGGGCGUGGAAAGACGAGGGACAAGAGUUCUGAGAUAAAAAUAGAUCGAGACACGCACGCCGAGUGGAGGGGACUGAGUCCACGCCGAGUAGGCAGAUCAGCGGGAGUACACAGCCUCGGGGGCACAUAUCAAGUAGCAGAAGGACCAGCACAGGUUUAAGGCGUGCAUCUCUCCCUGACUUUGUACAUCAAGCCAUUGGACUGGGCCACAUCUUUUUAGUAGCAUUAUUAAAGUAGCCUCCAAGCCCAACAUCUGCCAUGUCUGAGCCCGUCCAUUAUAUCCAUCUGCAGAACUUCAGCAAGUCCCUUCUGGAGACUCUGAAUGCUCAGCGGCUGGACGGUCAUUUCUGUGAUGUCACCGUUCACAUUCAGGAGUCAACACUGCGUGCCCACCGCUGCGUCCUUGCAGCCUGCAGCCCCUUCUUUCAUGACAAGCUGUUGCUGGGGUAUUCAGAGAUUUCAGUACCCCCUCUGGUACCCGCAGAGGCCGUCCGUCAACUGGUGGACUUUAUGUACAGUGGCUCCUUGGUGGUUCUACAGUCAGAGGCCCUCUGUAUCCUCACAGCUGCCAGCAUUCUGCAGAUUAAGACUGUUAUUGAUGAAUGCACACAAAUCAUUUCUCAGAAGGGCCCCACAACCUCAAAGGUGGACAUGAAGGCCCUACAGAAGCCUGUGUCAGAUGCUAGGGGAAGCCCAUGUAGCCGUCCUCAGGAGGAGGCAGUUAUGAAGGUGGGAAAUGGAGGCUGCACGUCGGAUGUGCGAUACAAGCUACGAGAUCUUCUUUCCCAAGCUGCCCAGCAUCACCAGAGGCUUAACACUGUGGAGAAGACUGAUGGAGAUGCAGAACUGGAGAGCACUGGGUUUUCAAGCGGUGCUGCGGGGGGUAGCAGUCACAGUCGGAAACAGAGACAGCCAGUAAGACUUCAGGUUGGGGAGCAGCCAUUAAAUUCAGCAGCUGCAUUAGUGGUGGUGAAAGAUGAGGAGGAAAUGGAAGAAGGUGGAGAUGAAGAUGAAGAGCAGAGAGUAAAGGAGACGGAAGAGAGAGAUGUUGUAGAGGUCUCCCCCUCAGAUUUUGGGUAUAGAAAAACUGAGGUGGUAGAAGCAGGGAGCAGUGGAGCCGAUGCUGAAGACUCUUUGGGAGGCUACCCACCAGAGUCAGGGUCUGAGACGUUUUUUGCAGAUGGCAGUGACGUCUUUCCUGAUAACUUCAUCCCUAACUGGCAGGUAGACACGACUCCUGACUCUGAAGCAGACUACCAGGGUCAGCAACACCAGGUAACUUCUCAGGUAUUUGAGAGUGCAAGUCGAGUGUCGCAGGUCUUACACCCUCAGGAUCUUCAUUACACUCCCCGAGGGAGACCUCUGUCACAGAUCAAGCAGCCACCACCAUCACAGACAGCAGCAGUUUCCACCCAGGUUCUUUUCCAAUACCCAGUUGCACAAGCACAAAGCACUCAAGCCUUCUACGUGGGUGGCCCUGUGGUGACAGGGGUAGAAUCUGUUAGUGGGGUGCCACCUGCCAGCAGCAGUCUGCCACACUCCUCGUCAUCCAUUACUGCUGGAAGUGCAGCUACUUCCUCACAAAGCUCAGAGACUUCCUUUGAUUGCACCCACUGUGGCAAGAGUUUGAGGUCACGCAAGAACUACAGCAAGCACAUGUUCAUUCACUCUGGUCAGAAGCCCCACCAGUGCAGCAUCUGCUGGCGUUCUUUCUCACUGCGGGACUACCUCCUGAAGCACAUGGUUGUUCAUACUGGUGUGCGUGCCUUCCAGUGCUCUGUGUGCUCGAAGCGCUUUACCCAGAAAAGCUCACUCAAUGUACACAUGCGCACACACCGGCCUGAACGGAAUUUUACCUGUGGGGUGUGCCAGCGGCACUUUUCACACCGUACCCUUUUGGAAAGACAUGCAGCUUCACACAUUGAUGCCACCCACCCACCACCGACCUCCAGCUCCUAAAUCGUGAUUUCUGCUGCCUCGUUCUACCUCACACUGCCAUCUGGAUGGAGGCGCUUCACACUGUGGCCCUUUACUCCAUGUACUAACCCUAGCAGGCAGCAAAAGCUGAGCUUUGGUGUGCGUCUCCUCACGGUUAAUGCUAAAUUACAGCACAAUUACUGACUUUCGCUGCUUUACCCUGCAGUGACAGCUGUGCUUUGUUGUGUUGGGUCUCUAAAAACUGCAUUCAUAAUAAGCCAUUAAAUGCACAACCCAAAAAUCAGUGAAACUGAACAUGUAAGAUGGUGUGCAUACAGAAAGCAGUGGCAGUCAAGCAACUGGCCACACAGCAAAGUGCUUUCCAUCUACUGACUGCCACUGUGGAGUUCACCAAACGAUAUCAAUGGCAUUGCGCUGUACCCACUGGAGGCCAAUGUGAAGCUGAUGGACUGCUGCAGCGGGGUACAGGAUUUUAAAAACUCUCAAUUCCUUUAAAAUAUAAUAAGGGGUUUCAUUUUGAUUUACACACCACAGCAGGAGCCCAGCGAGGAUGAAGCGUUGUGUUCUGUUCCUUAACAGAAAUGAUGAUAAACACUAGAGACUUGAACAGCUCCCUGAUACAGCGAAUACACAUCUUUAACUUGCCCCGUUUGGAGGCCUUCUCCCCAAACCCAUAUUCAACCACCAGGCUUCUUAGCUGCGUGCAUUUUUACUAUGAGAAACACGCACCAGUGUACUGCAGCCAGAACAUCACUUUGAUCCCCUACCUUGGUUGGAAGAUCAAGGUACAAAUAUGUCCUCCUACUCUGACCAGGUCCAAGUUCUGGGGCAGCUUAGGGGCUGAUGCUCUGCUUCACCUAAAUUGAUACUGAAAUAAACAGUUAACAGCCAAGUGUAAAUACAGACUCGGGUGGUGUGGCCAAUCAAAUCACAUAAUGACUUCUCUUCAUUGUGGACAACGCCUGUAUUGGCCAAUGUGGAAAACUGUUCUCUGAAGAAAGGCAAGGCUUUCAGGAUAAAUCAAAUGGUUCACUCCACAUAAUUGUUAACAUUUUAAUUAGUUACAAAUGUGGGUAGGUUUAUUUUUGUUGUGUUUUUUUUUUUUUUUUUUUUAACACAAAUAUGUUAGAUAAAAAUAAGAGGUGCUAAACCCACUACCCUACCAAGCAGUAGAUAGAAAAUCAACUGUUGUCUCCAUCAAAGAGCAAAUAUGUCACGACAUAAAAAAAAAAGAGUAUAUAAAAAGUAAUCCAUGCAGAAUGGAAGUGGUGUAAAUCCACUGGAAUUCUAGUGCUUCGGAGGGCAAACCUGUGACCAUCUGAUUAACCAGAGCCGCAGUACGGUGCUCAGCUGAAGGUCCUCAUGGACACAGUUUCUUAGCACAGUUUUCUUCUGAAUCACAGAACAAAGAAUCCGCAUUAAUCCGUUUCCCCAAAGUAGCUUUGGAAGCAAGUGGCUUUAGAAAAUCUGGGGCAACAUUACCAGCAAAAACGUCCAUCAGCUUCUGAGAGAAAGACAACUGUAGGUCUGUUACUACUUUGGUUAUUUCUGGAUUCUGGAAAUAUGAAAAGAGAAAGAAAA
Erpetoichthys calabaricus (reedfish) is the source of this 3781-nucleotide messenger RNA. It is a transcript of the gene zbtb45, whose product is annotated as zinc finger and BTB domain containing 45. The transcript is spliced from 4 exons. Gene Ontology annotation, molecular function: RNA polymerase II cis-regulatory region sequence-specific DNA binding; protein binding; DNA-binding transcription factor activity, RNA polymerase II-specific. Bases 521 to 2221 code for a protein of 566 amino acids. NCBI's taxonomy places the organism in Eukaryota, Metazoa, Chordata, Cladistia, Polypteriformes, Polypteridae. The record is from RefSeq and is a predicted model, not a curated record. Gene Ontology annotation, biological process: regulation of transcription by RNA polymerase II.